CCAUGGCAGGAGCCGUCCAAUGGGGAUGAAGAUGGCUGUGUGAGUGGCAGCACGGGAGGGAUAGAGAGUGCUGGAGCAGAAAUGAAGUUGUACUAAGUAGAGCGCUAAGACAGGAAGAAGUUAAUGGGCUACCUGAGCUGACAAUUAAGGAGCGAGUUGAUGAGAGGAGCCUGCACGGGACCUGCUCUCCACAGGACACACACCGAUGAAGGUGACACUGUGGUGUGGGGCCCUCUCCAUUGACAUCCUGGCUCCUGUCCUGGAAUGACACCGGUGGCUUUGUAGGACAAAAGGAGAACCGUCACCCCAACUUGUGGAACCCUGGAUUUAAAGUCCCUGAGGAUACCCCAUAGCUGUCCUUGUUCCUUCCUUUCCAGCACCCAGCUCAGGUAUUGACCAGCCUCCUUCCCCCUUCUUCUAUGAUCUCCAGCUGGAAGAACUCUGCUCCUUUUUGAUGAUUCUCUGGAGUUCGGUAUCUAAUACAUUUAGGAAAGGAUUACUUCUCCACCAUGAAAGAGAAAUCUAAAAACGCUGCCCGGACUAGGCGGGAGAAAGAAAACAGUGAGUUUUAUGAACUGGCUAAACUGCUGCCCCUGCCCUCUGCCAUCACCUCCCAGCUGGACAAGGCAUCCAUAAUCCGACUGACAACCAGCUAUUUAAAAAUGAGAGUGGUGUUCCCUGAAGGACUUGGAGAAGCCUGGGGCCAUGCUAGCAGACCAAGCACGUUGGAUAAUGUUGGUCGAGAGUUGGGAUCUCAUCUUUUACAGACCUUAGAUGGUUUCAUCUUUGUGGUGGCUCCUGAUGGGAAAAUCAUGUAUAUCUCUGAAACUGCUUCAGUCCACCUGGGCUUAUCACAGGUAGAAUUGACUGGAAAUAGCAUCUUUGAAUACAUCCAUCCUGCUGAUCAUGAUGAAAUGACUGCAGUGCUUACAGCUCAUCAGCCCUACCAUUCACAUUUUGUCCAGGAAUAUGAGAUUGAGCGUUCAUUUUUCCUGCGGAUGAAGUGUGUGCUGGCAAAGAGGAAUGCAGGUCUUACAUGUGGAGGGUAUAAGGUUAUUCAUUGUAGUGGAUACUUGAAGAUCAGACAGUAUAGUCUGGACAUGUCACCGUUUGAUGGCUGCUACCAGAAUGUAGGCUUGGUGGCUGUGGGUCAUUCACUCCCUCCUAGUGCAGUAACUGAAAUCAAGCUUCACAGUAAUAUGUUCAUGUUCAGAGCCAGUCUUGAUAUGAAGCUGAUAUUUCUGGACUCCAGAGUUGCAGAGCUAACUGGAUAUGAACCUCAAGAUUUGAUUGAAAAGACCUUAUAUCAUCAUGUACAUGGAUGUGAUACAUUUCAUCUGAGGUGUGCACAUCAUUUAUUGCUUGUGAAAGGACAAGUUACUACAAAGUACUAUCGGUUCCUGGCUAAACAAGGAGGAUGGGUGUGGGUACAGAGCUACGCUACAAUUGUGCACAAUAGCAGAUCGUCCAGACCACAUUGCAUCGUCAGUGUGAAUUAUGUUCUCACAGAUACUGAAUAUAAAGGUCUUCAACUGUCGUUGGAUCAAGUUACAACAAAACCAUCGUAUUCUUAUGCAAAUCCAAAUCCAGCCAUAAAUGACAGCAGGAAGAGCAGUAAGUCACGUCUUCCUAGUGCCAAGUCUAAAUCCAGGACAUCACCAUACCCACAGUAUUCAAGCUUCCAUACAGAAAGAUCUGAGUCGGACCACGACAGUCAAUGGGGUGGAAGCCCUCUAACUGACACUGCUUCACCACAGCUUUUAGAUCCUAUAGAAAGACCAAGCUCCCAACAACAUGAUGUCUCUUGUGCAUAUCGACAGUAUCCAGACCGAGACCGAAGUGCUCUAUGUUUUGGAUUUACUCUUGACCAUUCAAGAUUAAGUGAUGAUAGACACAACCAUAGCCAGUCCUGUGAGAGUGGCAGAUGUGAAGCUGGUAGAUACUUUCUUGGAAGCCCACAAACUGGGAGAGAGGCAUGGUGGGGAUCCCGUUCUGCUCUGCCAGUGCCAAAAUCCUCUCCAGAAAGUAGAGAUGGAUACGAGAACUCUAUGCCUCAUAUAACUUCAGUUCACAGGUUACACGGGAGAAAUAAUUGGGAUGAAGACAGUGUGGUCAGUUCUCCUGAUCCUGGUUCUGCAAGUGAGUCAGGAGACCGGUACCAUAAUGAGCAAUAUCAGAAUAGCCACCAUGAGCCAAGCAAAAUUGAAACACUUAUUCGAGCAACGCAGCAAAUGAUUAAAGAAGAAGAAAACAGGUUACAGCUACGUAAAUCUAGCCCAGAUCAGCUAACUACUAUUAAUGGAGCAGGGAAAAGAAACUCAGUUUGCUUUGCUAAUUACCAGCAACCUCAAUUAUCUGGAGUUUUGUGUCGAGGUCCAUCUGUUGCCAGUACUUCUCCAUGUGACCAUCUACAACAAAGAGAUGCCAAAAUACUGAGCCCAGGUGAUAAUGAAUAUGAGAACAGUCCUACAACCAUUUCCAGAAUAAACAGUCCAAAUUCAGAAAGAAUUUCAAAACCAGGAGCAAAUAUGGGGAAAGACUAUUUAAAUACAAAUGUGUCCCCUCAUCAAACGGUGGACCACUCUGUAUCACCAAACUACUAUAGUGCCCAUCGACCAUAUUUUGAUAAACAUUCUUAUACUUUUACUGGUUAUACACUUGAACAUUUAUAUGAUACUGAAUCUAUUAGAAACUAUUCAUUGGGAUGCAGUGGAUCACACUUUGAUGUGACUUCUCAUUUAAGAAUGCAACAAGAUCCUUCUCAAGUGCACAAAGGUACAUCAGUUAUUAUAACAAAUGGAAGUUGAUGGAAUUGUUUGCUAUGGUCCAUGUAUUAUAAUCUUUUGCAAUGGAAUUAAAUUAACGUAAUUGUUACCACCAUUUCAUGAUAUUCAGUGCGCUGGACGUGACAAUAGGAUGGAUUCGAUUUGCAAUUUAUAUUUAGAACUCCAACUGUUCAACUUUGAACUAAUGUAAAUCAGUGGAAGAUCAAUGAUACUAUUUGUGCAUUCUUAAAAAAAUAUAGGAAUUUUAACGUAGCUAAAAUACAAUGAGUGUUUGCUAAAUAUAAUUGCAUGUACAUAAACACCAGUUUUGGAAUAAAAAAAAAAGCUAAAACUAUGCACAGAGGACUUGAAGCAGAAUUGAAUGUCUAACUUUAUGUAUCCACAUGGACAAAUGCACAUAUAUUCUUUGUAUGUUUAAAAUAUGAAAAAAACAAAACAAAAUGAAGUGUUACUUUUUAGCAUCAUAUUAAUUUUGCUUGAUAUACAUUACAUUUUUUGUCUUCUAAUUACAAAAAGGGCAUAUUUUACUGAAAGGGGUUUGAGGAUAAAUAUUAUUUAUAUAUCUGAUACAAAUGCCAUACCCACUUUUAUACAUUCCCAUACCUAACAUUUUCAUUGAUUUCAUCAGUCAUGUUCAUGCCACAUAAUCAAUCUUUGGGUCAAAUUAUGAUUUCACAAUUUCAGGCAGUAUGCAAACAUCAUGACAACUAAUUAAUUAUUUUAUUUCUCUAUCUACCACAGAUUUAAAACAUUUUAAAGAGUAUCUUUUAUUUUCCCCUCCAAAAAAAAUUAUAAUAUGCAAAAUUCUGUACUUCGUAAUAAUGUAACACUUUGGAAUUGGAAUUUCAGAAUAUGUUUACCAUAGCCUCCCAAAGUCUGUUUUUUUUUAUUAUAUUCUCAUAAAAUUGUGUUGUCUGGAAAGUAAACAUGUCCCUCUAUUUUGAUUUAAAACAUUUUAACAACAAAAUUUCCUGAUAAAAUUUAGUUACGCUACAGUAAUUUGUUAGAAUUGGUAAAACAUUCUACAUAAUUAUUUUAAUUGUUAGCAUGUUUAUAAAUUUUGCGUUUUGGUUCAGAUUAGUUUUGUGAAAAAUAAGCAUUGCUUUAUUUAUUUUUCACGUGUCAAAAUAAAAUGACGACCAAGUUUUAAAAUGGUACAACAAACAAUAAUUAUUUGCAAAAAUGUUAAUAAAUAAACCCACUUUAUGAUUAAUAAUGACAGUAGUAAUAUUGAAAUAAAUUAACUUUAAUUAAUUUUUUUCAAAGUAAUUUGUAGGCACUUUUCAUAUUAAACUACACUUUAUACCAAUAUUUAAACUUCAAAUUCACAAUUUAUUUGCAUGGUGCUCAGACAUAGAAUGCUAAUGAUAUUUUAAAUAACAAGAGGGAUAAAAUGAAAGGAAUGCUUUAAUAUCCAAAUUACCUUCUUACAUGGAUAAAUCCCCUUUCCAAAUGGCAAAUACUAUGCCUAUCUAUAAUGUAAUUAGAGUUUUUUAUUCAAGGCUAUUAUCACUCCUUAACUCCAUAAGAUGUAUAGCAUGUCCAGUACUCUACAAAGAGAAAACAAUAUACUAAAGCCUCAUACACAUGAUCAGAUUAUCGUACAAAAAAUACAGCUUACAAUGCGAUCUUACGAUAAUCUGUAGUACACACAGCUUUUGUCUGAAAUUUUCCAAAGGGACAAACACUAUUUUUUUUCUCAUAUGAUACCAGAUGGUACAAUUGUUGUUUAAUCAGUACAGUUUUCAUUUGAAAAUACAAUACAAAUACAUUAUAUCACUUCUGAAUUUGUAUUCUGUUUAUACUUUAGUAACCUAUUCAUUUUCAAUAUGGAGACUAGUGUGAAAAAAACAAAAAAAAAUAACAAACAAUCAUUUGUCCGAUAAUCUCAUCAUGUGUACUAGGCUUUAGGCAUUUUAAAAGGAGCCCUGGUAUAUUGUAUCAGCAAGCUAAAGUAUUAAUUAUAGUCAGACAUUGAAAAUUAAAAUACCUACUUGGCUACUUACCUAUCUGCCUCUGUAAAAGCUGCAAAUACAGUUUAAAAAAAAAAAGGUUUUGUAGAGUAAUGUCAAAAUGCAUGUUAACGGAAUACAGAUAACAUGUUGAUCUCUUUCUAUACAAAUAUAAUUUUGUAUGAAGUGUUCUGCUGUCUAUGGCACCAUACUGACAGCAUACUAUGUUGAUAUUCAUAUUUUGUUCUCUGAACAUGACCAUUUCUUCUCUACAAGCUAUGACAAGUAUACUACCUAUUAUGCCAGAGGAUGAGCAAUAAAAAUGUCAUAGCAACAUUUAGUUAAUGUAAAUGUAACGCUUAUAAUAAGAGUCAUUAAAAAAAUGCACCCUGGUUAUUGUAAAUACUCUGAUGUCCAAAAAUAUUGAUUGUCAUUUUUUUCAAUUGGGUGUUAUGGAUUUUAAAUAUGGGUUUCCACAGUGUAGAGCUAAUGUUUAAUGGACACCUUUUCAAUGAUUUGGGGGAGAAGAGAUAUAUUUAUCUAUGUGCUUCCAUUGCUACAAUCUGCUGUUACUUGAAAGUCUCUUGCCUAAAUCUUCUGCUUCCAGUUCUUUUAGCUUAUAGAGAACUACAAAUAAUUACAUAUGGAAGCCAUUGGAACGGCAGAUGCAAUGUGGCUUAAAGUAAUAUAAGUACUUGUAUCACUUCACCCCCUCCCGAAAGUGAAAAAAAAAAUCUUUCAGUUUUUCUUUUUACAUUUUUUUUGUGGGAAAACACGUGUCAACUAUACAAGUUAAAUAAGUGAAAGUAUAACAGGACUGUUGCCAACUUUAAAAAAUGACCCAGUAAGCAGUGUGCAGCACUUUAGAAAAUCAAAUGUGUGUUUACAGUGGGAUUAAACAAUGUCAGAUAUCAGAUAAAGAAAAUAUCCAAGAGCAGGCAAUGUUUGCUUUUAUGACUGGUGUCUUAAAUUGCAUUGAAAUAUUUAUGAAGUCACACUCAGCCUCAAAUACUGACAUGCCUUGCAAUGUAUAUUUCUAGUGACAUUGUACAAUAUUUUCUGUAACUUGAAGUUUCAUUUUGGAAUGUAAUGUAGGAAAUAACUAAACUAUGUCAAUGAUAUUGCAAAGUGCUCCCAUUUAUAAUUAUUUAUAUUUGUAAAUAGCUUUCUGAUGUCAAUUUCAAGUUCAUUGUGAAUAAUAUGUAUUUAUUAUGUGAAGAUUUUUUCUUUUGCUUUGAAAUACAGUUAAAAUCUUAUUUAGA
Messenger RNA from Rana temporaria (common frog), 6000 nucleotides. RefSeq names its product SIM bHLH transcription factor 1 (gene SIM1). The transcript is spliced from 12 exons. Lineage: Eukaryota; Metazoa; Chordata; Amphibia; Anura; Ranidae. The record is from RefSeq and is a predicted model, not a curated record. Gene Ontology annotation, biological process: regulation of transcription by RNA polymerase II. Gene Ontology annotation, molecular function: protein dimerization activity; RNA polymerase II transcription regulatory region sequence-specific DNA binding; DNA-binding transcription factor activity, RNA polymerase II-specific. Bases 510 to 2807 code for a protein of 765 amino acids.